Molecule: messenger RNA, 2187 nt
Organism: Chinchilla lanigera (long-tailed chinchilla)
Lineage: Eukaryota; Metazoa; Chordata; Mammalia; Rodentia; Chinchillidae
Gene: Rhbg
Product: Rh family, B glycoprotein
Exons: 10
Coding region: 597-1766 (389 amino acids)
Biological process (GO): ammonium homeostasis; ammonium transmembrane transport
Cellular component (GO): plasma membrane
Molecular function (GO): ammonium channel activity
Source: RefSeq, a predicted model, not a curated record
CGUCCGCUACAACCACGAAACCGAUGCUGCCCUCUGGCACUGGGGCAACCACAGUAACGCGAACAAUGAAUUUUAUUUUCGCUAUCCAACUGUCAAACUGGAGGAGUGCGGACACUGAUGGAUGAGGGAUGGAAGUUAGACAUCCAGCAGGACUUCCCAGCAGGAAGGGAAAAUUGAGAAGAAAGCUAAAAGGGAAGAGGGUCUUGAGCAUGGAGGGGUGGGGCCUGACUGCCGCAGGGCAGGGUGUAGGUUGGACUUUUGUCUGACCAGCUGGAAGGGACUGAGGGACAGGACGAAUGAGUAGGGGCACAGAGAGAGUAAAUUAGAGCAGAAGGUUCUAAUCCCUUGCCUGACAUGGGUGCAGCAGGGAUAGUCUGGGUCCCACUGCCAAGCUGACCAGCUCCGUGCAGGUGGCUUGCAGCUGGGAGGCCCUACCAUGCCUGGGGAGUUUUAUAGGCCUGGCCCCCGCUCAGGGCGGCCCUGGCUGGUGAGAGCUAGGGCACCAGCAGGGUGGCUGUUUGGUUUAUGAGUCAGGUGUAGCCAGAGCAGCCCAAUGCCCUCCCCAUACCCCUGCAGGCUUCCAGGACGUGCACACCAUGGUCUUCCUCGGCUUCGGCUUCCUCAUGGUCUUCCUGCAGCGCUACGGCUUCAGCAGCGUGGGCUUCACCUUCCUCCUGGCCGCCUUUGCCCUGCAGUGGUCCACACUGGUCCAGGGUUUCCUCCACUCAUUCCACGGUGGCCACAUCCACGUCGGCGUGGAGAGCAUGAUCAACGCUGACUUCUGCGCCGGAGCCCUGCUCAUCUCCUUCGGUGCCGUCCUGGGCAAGACUGGGCCUGUGCAGCUGUUGCUCAUGGCCUUGUUGGAGGUGGUGCUGUUUGGCAUCAACGAGUUUGUGCUGCUCGAUCUCUUGGGGGUGAAAGAUGCUGGCGGCUCAAUGACCAUCCACACGUUCGGUGCCUACUUCAGGCUGGUCCUCUCCUGGGUCCUCUACAGGCCCCGGCUGGAGAAGAGCAAGCACCGCCAGAGCUCCAUCUACCAUUCAGACCUUUUUGCCAUGAUUGGGACCAUCUUCCUGUGGAUCUUCUGGCCUAGCUUCAAUUCUGCGCCCACGUCACUGGGGGACACGCAGCACCGGACAGCCCUCAACACCUACUACUCCCUGACCGCCAGUACGCUCAGCACCUUUGCCCUGUCGGCACUUGUCAGCGGGGACGGGCGGCUCCACAUGGCCCACAUCCAGAAUGCUGCUCUGGCCGGAGGGGUUAUGGUGGGGACAGCAGGUGAAAUGAUGCUGACGCCCUUUGGGGCCCUGGCAGCUGGCUUCUUGGCUGGGACAGUCUCCACGCUGGGGUACAAGUUCUUCACGCCCAGCCUUGAGUCCAAAUUCAAAGUCCAAGACACUUGUGGGGUCCACAACCUCCACGGAAUGCCAGGGGUCCUAGGGGCCCUCCUGGGGGUCCUUGUGACUGUACUGGCCACUCACGAAGCUUACGGUGAUGGCCUGGAGGACGUGUUUCCACUGAUAGCUGAGGGUCAGCGCAGCACCACGUCACAGGCCGUGCACCAGCUCUUUGGGCUGUUUGUCACACUGGCGUUUGCUUUUGUGGGUGGGAGUCUUGUUGGGCUCCUGUUGAAGCUGCCCAUACUGGACUCUCCCCCAGACUCCCAGUGCUACGAGGACCAGAUUUACUGGGAGGUGCCAGGUGAGCAUGAGGAUGAAACCCAACGACCUCUGAACAUGGAGGAGCCAGACACUCAGGCCUAAUGUGCUGCUAGCUCUGCAGAGGACAGCCUGCUUUUAGAAGGCAGUGGAAAGCUGCAGCUUAGCUGUAGAACACUUGCCUAGCGUGCAUCAGGACCUGGGUUCGAUCCCCAGCACUGCAGCAAGAUGAUGAUGAUAUUUGGCUUCUUCUACGGGGAAUCCCUUUUUAGCUCCCUCAUCUCCUGCUUCAAGGAAGAAGCUAUGAGCCAGAAGAAGCCACCUGUCCCUAAAAUACACCAUCCCCCAUGGGAAAAGGGUAGAGGACAGGGAUGUCACUGCCCUGCCAGCCUGCACAUGUGGUGAGAAGGGCCUACAGUGAAGUGCCCGGGGGACUGCCAAUCCGUGGGCUCAGUGUCACAGUGACUGUGAAGCCUGAGGCGGGCCCCAGCUGUCUGGGGGUGAUAAACACCGUGGUCACCAAGGA